Messenger RNA from Drosophila ficusphila, 3740 nucleotides. It is a transcript of the gene Psa, whose product is annotated as puromycin-sensitive aminopeptidase. The transcript is spliced from 7 exons. Gene Ontology annotation, biological process: peptide catabolic process; proteolysis. Gene Ontology annotation, molecular function: zinc ion binding; peptide binding; metalloaminopeptidase activity. Gene Ontology annotation, cellular component: cytoplasm. Lineage: Eukaryota; Metazoa; Arthropoda; Insecta; Diptera; Drosophilidae. Bases 74 to 3307 code for a protein of 1077 amino acids. The record is from RefSeq and is a predicted model, not a curated record.
CACACAAAAUCUGCUGUAGAGUUGCACUGCUUGUGUUUUUUAUAUUUAUUUUGGUUUUUUGUUGGCGUAAGUCAUGUACAAAAAUGCACUGAAAGGUGGCAUUCGGACGGCCAAACAGGCUUGGAAGCUAAAAAACGAACUGGGCAAACUCAACUUGGAUUUGGCCAAGGCAAACUCCGAUUUCGAGCAACAUUUGUGCGAAGCUGCCAGAUAUAUCCAGUGUUGCUAUUUCCCUGCCACCCACAACCCUUUAUUGCUACUAAAAACGCCUGGCGAUAACAACAACACCAACAGCUCCUUCCACGACAACUGCAAUAUUGUUGCUAACCAUUAUCGGAGUCAAAAUAACCCCCUGGUUAACUUGCUCACAAGAAGUGCAGCAGAUAAGACCCAACUAAACCCACUUUUCCGAGCAGAAAGCGGCCACCUCAACGCGCUUAUCUCAUCGAAGCAAUUUGUCAAGGUGCAGAAGCAGUUCUACAGGGAUUACUCUUCUGUUUCGCUUGGAGCUCCUCUGAAAAGUAGUGACGCCCCUCUAUUGGGGGAUCUGUGUAGCCAGUAUCGUGCCAUCUUAGCUCACACAUCGGCUGACGUGGUUCCCGGUCAGGAUCGCCAUCAUCCAGGGUGCAAUCACCAGCAAAUUCGGCGAGCACACCAGCAAUCGCAGUUACUUGGCAAGGAGGAGCAACUGGAGCAGGAGCAAAAAAUGGCCCAGAAGCCAAAGUUUGAGCGAUUGCCCACCAAUGUGGUUCCGCGUCACUACGAACUCCUGCUGCAGCCCAAUCUCGAGCAGUUUACCUUUAAGGGCAAGACCAUAGUGCAAGUCAAUGUCAAGGAGCCCACUACCCAGAUAACCCUGAAUGCCCUGGACAUUGUUAUUGACUCCGUGGAGUUGCACUUUGAGUGCAGCAAGCUGAAGCCGGAGAAGAUCGUGUACUCGGCGGAGAAUGAGACGGCCACGUUGGAAUUCGUUCAGGAGAUCCCAGCGGAGACGCAGGGUGUGCUGCACAUGUCCUUCACCGGGGAGCUAAACGACAAGAUGAAGGGCUUCUAUAGGAGCAAGUACUUCGGACCGAACGGCGAUGAGCGCUAUGCGGGAGUCACCCAGUUCGAGGCCACCGAUGCCCGUCGCUGUUUCCCCUGCUGGGACGAGCCGGCCAUCAAGGCCACCUUUGACAUUACACUGGUGGUGCCCAAGGAUCGCGUGGCACUUUCCAAUAUGCCGGUCAUCAAGGAGGACUCCCUGCCGGACGGUCUGCGGAGAGUGAAAUUCGACCGCACUCCUAUCAUGUCCACCUAUCUGGUGGCCGUCGUCGUGGGCGAAUACGACUAUGUGGAGGGAAAGUCCGAUGAUGGCGUCCUUGUCAGGGUUUUCACUCCCGUUGGCAAACGCGAGCAGGGCACCUUCGCCUUGGAGGUGGCCACCAAGGUGCUGCCCUAUUACAAGGACUACUUCAACAUCGCCUAUCCGCUGCCCAAGAUGGACCUUAUCGCCAUCUCAGACUUCUCUGCAGGCGCCAUGGAGAACUGGGGCCUGGUCACCUAUCGCGAGACCUUCGUUCUGGUGGACCCCAAGAACACCUCGCUGAUGCGAAAGCAGUCGAUUGCCCUGACAGUGGGUCACGAGAUUGCCCAUCAGUGGUUCGGAAACCUUGUGACCAUGGAGUGGUGGACCCACCUAUGGCUAAACGAAGGAUACGCCUCUUUCGUGGAGUUUUUGUGCGUGCAUCACCUGUUCCCAGAGUACGACAUUUGGACGCAGUUUGUAACGGACAUGUAUACGCGAGCCCUGGAGCUGGACUCCCUGAAAAAUUCGCAUCCCAUCGAGGUGCCAGUGGGUCACCCAUCCGAGAUCGACGAGAUAUUCGACGAGAUUAGCUACAACAAAGGUGCCUCCGUAAUUCGCAUGCUGCACGACUAUAUUGGCGAGGAUGACUUCAGGAAGGGAAUGAACCUCUAUCUCACCCGUCAUCAGUAUGGAAACACCUGCACUGAGGACUUGUGGGCUGCUCUGCAGGAGGCCAGCUCAAAGAACGUCGGCGACGUGAUGACCUCGUGGACACAGCACAAGGGCUUCCCGGUGAUCAGCGUGGAGUCGGAGCAGACUGGUAAAAACCAGCGUUUGCUGCGUUUGAAGCAGUGCAAGUUUACGGCUGAUGGCUCGCAGGCGGAUGAGAACUGCCUUUGGGUGGUGCCCAUCUCGGUGUCAACUUCGAAGAAUCCCUCAGGAAUUACAAAGACUUUCCUGCUGGACAAGACCUCAAUGGAGGUGACACUCGAUAACGUCGAUGAGGGUGAUUGGAUCAAGAUAAAUCCAGGAACGGUGGGCUAUUACCGCACUCGCUACUCGAAAGAGAUGCUAGAAAAACUGAUGCCAGCCGUGGAGAUGAUGGAGCUGCCGCCUCUGGAUCGCCUCGGCUUGAUCGACGAUAUGUUUGCCAUGGUGCAGGCGGGGCAUGCGAGCACUGCCGAGGUCCUGGCUCUCGUCGAUUCGUACAGGAACGAGACCAACUACACGGUGUGGACUGCGAUCACUAACUCGCUAACCAACCUGCACAUCCUCAUCUCGCACACUGAUCUUAUGGAGGACUUCCACCGCUUCGGUCGGAAUCUGUACGAGCCGGUUGCCUAUCGCCUGGGCUGGGAACCGCGCGACGGAGAGAAUCACCUGGACACUUUGCUCAGGAGUCUGGUGCUCACUCGCCUCGUCUCCUUUCGCAGCGAAGAUACCAUUGACAUUGCGAAAAACCGUUUCCAGGGUCACGUGAACGGCACGAAUCCGCUGCCGGCAGAUCUACGCACCACUUGCUACAAGGCUGUCCUGCAGGACGGCGACGAGAAGAUUUUCGAGGAGAUGCUGGAUCUGUACAGGGCCACGGAUCUGCAUGAGGAGCAGGAUCGCAUCUCAAGAGCUCUCGGCUGCUGCGGAGACGUUAAGCUGUUGCGCCGCGUCAUUGACUUUGCCAUGUCGGGUGAAGUGAGGGCUCAGGACUCUGUCUUUGUAAUUGUCGCCGUGGCCAUUAAUCCUAAAGGACGUGACAUGGCCUGGGAAUUCUUUAAGGAGAACAACAAGCAGCUGCUUGAACGCUACCAGGGCGGCUUCCUUCUCUCACGACUGAUCAAGUAUCUGAUUGAGAACUUCGCCUCCGAGGAGCGAGCCAAGGAGGUGGAGGAAUUCUUCCAGGUCAACCAGAUACCCGGAUGCGAACGCACUGUAUCGCAGGCGGUGGAGACGAUCCGUCUUAAUGCCGCGUGGUUGCAGCGGGACCGCGAGGAACUGGCCCUGUUCUUGAAGGAUGAGCAAUAGACACACUUGCGCUUGUCAGCAUACCAAAGCAUUUAACAACAAUCACCAGCAGUGUAACCACAGCAACGCCGCACCAUCAACAGCACCAGUAACACGUAACCAGGUCAUCGUAAUCUAAUAUAACUCGAUAACACCACACGACCAAAGCCGUCACAAAUGAAGUAAACCCAAGCGAACACCCAGAAGAUGAGAGCCAAAAAGGUUAGCUUUAGUCAAACAUCCACCUAUAGCCACUCCCCCAAAUGGGAGUAUACUAUAUAUAAAGAUUGACUAUUCGCCCUUUCGUAGGGACGGAUUCGGACACAGACCCCUAGCAGCAUUUAAGACCCCUAAGCUUACCGAAUGUGUAUUUCCAUUAUUCUUUUCUAUCCCCUUGAAAUUAUAAACGUGUUGAGUUUAUUAAGAUAAAUAAAUGCAAUUUCUUUAAGAGUCA